AUGUCCCGCAGCGCAGCGGCCAGCGGCGGACCCAGGAGGCCUGAGCGGCAGCUGCCCCCAGCCCCGGGUGGGGCCCUGGGGCCCCCCGAAACCUCCAGGACGGAGCCAGACGGGGCGGGCACCAUGAACAAGUUACGGCAGAGCCUGCGGCGCAGGAAGCCGGCCUACGUGCCCGAGGCGUCGCGCCCGCACCAGUGGCAGGCAGAUGAGGAUGCGGUGCGCAAGGGCACCUGCAGCUUCCCGGUGCGGUACCUGGGCCACGUGGAGGUGGAGGAGUCGCGUGGGAUGCACGUGUGUGAGGAAGCAGUGAAGAGGCUGAAGGCCAUGGGCCGGAAGUCCGUAAAGUCUGUCCUGUGGGUGUCGGCGGAUGGGCUCCGUGUAGUGGAUGACAAGACCAAGGACCUGCUGGUGGACCAGACCAUUGAGAAGGUGUCAUUCUGUGCACCUGACCGCAACCUGGACAAGGCCUUCUCCUACAUCUGCCGCGAUGGCACCACCCGCCGUUGGAUAUGCCACUGCUUCCUGGCCCUCAAGGACUCUGGCGAGAGGCUGAGCCACGCCGUGGGCUGCGCGUUUGCAGCAUGCCUGGAGCGGAAGCAGCGCCGGGAGAAGGAGUGCGGGGUCACCGCGGCCUUCGAUGCCAGCCGCACCAGCUUUGCCCGCGAAGGUUCCUUCCGCUUGGCUGGGGGAGGCCGCGCGGCCGAGCGAGAGGCCCCCGACAAGAAGAAAGCAGAGGCAGCAGCUGCCCCCGCUGCAGCUCCUGGCCCCGCCCAGCCCGGACACGUGUCCCCAACACCGGCUACCACGUCCCCGGGUGAGAAGGGCGAGGCUGGCACUCCGGUGGCUGCGGGCACCACAGCAGCUGCCAUCCCCCGGCGCCAUGCGCCCCUGGAGCAGCUGGUUCGCCAAGGUUCCUUCCGUGGCUUCCCAGCGUUGAGCCAGAAGAACUCACCUUUCAAACGGCAGCUGAGCUUGCGGCUGAACGAGCUGCCGUCCACCUUGCAGCGCCGCACUGACUUCCAGGUGAAGGGCACAGUGCCCGAGAUGGAGCCUCCGGGGGCCAGCGACAGCGAUGGCAUCAAUGCCCUGUGCACUCAGAUCAGCUCGUCCUUUGCCAGUGCAGGAGCUCCGGCCCCUGCGGCGCAGCCCCCGCCGCCAGCACCCGCAGGAGCCACUUCUGCCUGGGGUGAGCCCUCCAUGGCCCCCGCAGCCACCUUCCAGCCUGGGCACAAGCGGACGCCAUCAGAGGCUGAGAGGUGGCUGGAGGAGGUGUCUCAGGUGGCCAAGGCCCAGCAGCAGCAGCAGCAGCAGCAGCAGCAGCAACAGCAGGCAGCUACUGCUGUGCCUGCUGUGCCCACCAUGCCUACCAUGCCCACCAUGCCUGCCAUGCCUCCGGCCCUACAGCCCUUCCCCGCUCCCAUGGGGCCCUUCGACGCGGCACCUGCACAAGUGGCCAUGUUCCUGCCGCCCCCGCACAUGCAGCCUCCCUUUACCCCCGCCUACCCUGGCCUGGGCUACCCGCCCAUGCCCCGGAUGCCCGUGGUGGGCAUCACACCCUCGCAGAUGGUGGCCAAUGCCUUCUGCUCUGCAGCCCAGCUCCAGCCCCAGCCCGCCACAUUGCUCGGCAAAGCUGGAGCCUUCCCGCCCUCUGCCCCACCCAGCGUCCCUGGCACCCAGGCCCGCCCACGUCCCAGCGGGGCACCCUGGCCCCCAGAGCCUGCACCCGCCCCAGCGCCUGCGUUGGACCCCUUUGAGGCUCAGUGGGCAGCUUUAGAAGGCAAGGCCACUGCCGAGAAACCUUCCAACCCCUUCUCCGGCGAUCUGCAGAAAACCUUUGAGAUCGAACUGUAGCCUGGGCUGCCCUGAGCUGCCCACACCUGGAUGCCCUGCAUCCCUCACCACCCCUGUAAACCCGUCUCUCUGUUGCCCCCCCAACACCCCACAACCACCACAAAACUGACGCCCAGCCUGCAGCAGGACGGGGAUCUGGGACCCAGGGCCGCGCUGCGGACAUGCACUGCCAACCACUCCCCACUAGACGCAGGUGGUGCCCCCCAACCCCGGCCCAUCCACAGCGCCCCCCCAAACUCCCAUCCCCAUUUCUGUUGUUGAGCUUCAGCCAGCCCUCCAGGGUUG
Molecule: messenger RNA, 2136 nt
Organism: Ochotona curzoniae (black-lipped pika)
Lineage: Eukaryota; Metazoa; Chordata; Mammalia; Lagomorpha; Ochotonidae
Gene: NUMBL
Product: NUMB like endocytic adaptor protein
Exons: 10
Coding region: 1-1851 (616 amino acids)
Source: RefSeq, a predicted model, not a curated record